Messenger RNA from Staurois parvus, 684 nucleotides. Lineage: Eukaryota; Metazoa; Chordata; Amphibia; Anura; Ranidae. The record is from the annotation of a GenBank genome assembly.
CUAUAUCUAGUCUGCCUGGACCCGACAUUCACUAUAUCUGUCUCCCCGGACCCUGCAUUCACUAUAUCUGUCUCCCCAGACCCUGCAUUCACUAUAUCUGUCUCCCCAGACCCUGCAUUCACUAUAUCUGUCUCCCCGGACCCUGCAUUCACUAUAUCUGCUCUCCCCGGACCCUGCAUUCACUAUAUCUGGUCUCCCCGGACCCUGCAUUCACUAUAUCUGGUCUCCCCGGACCCUGCAUUCGCUAUAUCCGCUCUCCCCGGACCCUGCAUUCACUAUAUCCGGUCUCCCCGGACCCUGCAUUCGCUAUAUCCGGUCUCCCUGGACCCUGCAUUCACUAUAUCUGGUCUCCCUGGACCCUGCAAUCACUAUAUCUGGUCUCCCUGGACCCUGCAUUCACUAUAUCUGGUCUCCCUGGACCCUGCAAUCACUAUAUCUGGACCCUGCAUUCACUAUAUCUGGUCUCCCUGGACCCUGCAAUCACUAUAUCUGGUCUCCCUGGACCCUGCAUUCACUAUAUCCGCUCUCCCCGGACCCUGCAUUCACUAUAUCCGGUCUCCCCGGACCCUGCAUUCACUAUAUCCGCUCUCCCCGGACCCUGCAUUCACUAUAUCCGCUCUCCCUGGACCCUGCAUUCACUAUAUCUGGUCUCCCUGGACCCUGCAUUCACUAUAUCCGGUCUCC